Molecule: messenger RNA, 582 nt
Organism: Durusdinium trenchii
Lineage: Eukaryota; Dinophyceae; Suessiales; Symbiodiniaceae
Source: the annotation of a GenBank genome assembly
AUGUUCCGAUACCUGACCAAAAAGCUGAAGGGAGAGGAAGAUGCAAAAAAGGACCCUUAUGCUGAUCUGACGCCAGAACUGAAGGUGCAUGCUGCAGCUUGCAACAAUGACGUCAAGAUGCUAGAGAAGCUGGCCAAGGACGGGGUGGACUUUAACGAGCCACGACCGCAGGACGGAUACUAUGCGCUGGAUUCUUGUGCAUGGUCUGGAAAUGUGGAAGCCAUCAAUGUGCUGCUCCAGCACGGAGCAGACCCAUCUAUCACCCUGCAGGCCAUAGUUGGUGCUGCUUCGUGGGGCGAUCCAGAGAUGCUGGAGGCACUUAUCAGUGCAGGUGGUCAAGUGGACCAGGAACUAAAUUCUGAGACUGCUUUGCGAUGGGCUGUGCAGUUCGGCCAUGAGGACUGUGCCCUUCUUUUAGUUCAGAAGGGGGCGUGGAAGCUAGAGCCGAACCAGGAGCUGCUACUUCUUCGCGCAAAGAGUCGGAGGAUGCGCAAGCUCUUAGAGGGCAUCGCUCAGGUGGAUCCAGACCGCGCAGCAGAUUGCGUUGUACCACCUUGCUGGAAGACAUGUGAAAUUCUUUGA